Messenger RNA from Cololabis saira (Pacific saury), 1063 nucleotides. It is a transcript of the gene leprotl1, whose product is annotated as leptin receptor overlapping transcript like 1. The record is from RefSeq and is a predicted model, not a curated record. Bases 59 to 454 code for a protein of 131 amino acids. The transcript is spliced from 4 exons. Gene Ontology annotation, biological process: negative regulation of growth hormone receptor signaling pathway; late endosome to vacuole transport via multivesicular body sorting pathway. Gene Ontology annotation, cellular component: endosome. NCBI's taxonomy places the organism in Eukaryota, Metazoa, Chordata, Actinopteri, Beloniformes, Belonidae.
CUGUUGUCUGUUUUCAUCCGCCCGGCUGCUGAGUGUGUCGAGCUUUUGUCCGGGAGACAUGGCCGGGAUUAAAGCUCUCAUCAGCCUUUCCUUUGGGGGGGCCAUCGGCCUCAUGUUCCUCAUGCUCGGAUGUGCUCUCCCCGUGUACGACAAAUACUGGCCUUUGUUCCUCCUCUUCUUCUACAUCCUCUCCCCCAUCCCUUACUGCAUCUCUCGGAGGGUGGUUGAUGACACGGACUCGACCAGUAACGCCUGCAAAGAGUUGGCCAUCUUCCUCACAACGGGCAUCGUCAUCUCAGCUUUCGGCCUGCCCGUCGUCUUCGCCAGAGCUGACGUGAUCGCCUGGGGGGCGUGUGCCCUCGUGCUAACGGGGAACGUGGUCAUCUUCGCCACCAUCCUGGGCUUCUUCCUCGUCUUCGGAUCCAACGACGACUUCAGCUGGCAGCAGUGGUAAAAGGCAGAGAGAGGGACCGUAGUCUGAACUAUUUUUAUUAGAAAUAUGAUUAUUAUUAUGGUAUUACUGUUAUGUUCUUGUCGUUGUUAUUUAUAUGAUGACCCCCCAUUCUUAGACUUACACCAAACCAGUGCAAUACUUCUGUAUUUUUGUUCAAUUGCCUGCCUCAUUUUGAACUGACACAAGUGUGACAGAAACUGCUGACUUUCAGUUGGAUUUCUUUUUCUUUGUGUUUUAUUCCUACAGUAGAUACUGUGAGUUUUGUUAGUUUUCUCUAUAUGUCCACAUACAUUUGAAACAUAGUAAAAAAAAACAAAGAAUCCCAUUUAAAAGCCAAACAGAACCUGGUCAGAGAGGUCUGGCCUUUCAUUAGACAUUUAGAGCAGGAUUCUUUUCUGUACGACGAGCGCAGACGAGUGUAAAUCCGCAGAAAACCGAUGGAGUAUCGACAGAAAAUAACCUCGCGUGAAAAGGUGAAAUCCAGCUGAUGUAACUGGACUUUUAUUCAGCUUUUACAAAUGCAAUGUGACCAGCACUAAGCUCUAAAACCUGGCAAGAACGUGCAUGUUUGUGAAAGUAUCCGGACACUCGUCUUCAAACCCGUUACAU